Cherax quadricarinatus is the source of this 2581-nucleotide messenger RNA. NCBI's taxonomy places the organism in Eukaryota, Metazoa, Arthropoda, Malacostraca, Decapoda, Parastacidae. The record is from RefSeq and is a predicted model, not a curated record.
AUGCUUAAAGUUGAGGAGGUGGCCAACAGUGUCACUAAGGUACUCACGGAUCACAAAAUGAGUGUAGUUAUCAGGUUAUCAUCCACCAAGGAAGAUCUAGAGAUCAAGAGACUAGUCAGGAUGAUGGAAACCAGAGAAGGUUAUUUGCUGUUACGUGGGAAGAACUGCAUCCCCAUGACUCCACAAAUUUCUGGUCCCUCUUCCAAAGACUUACCUAAAGAUCAUAAGAGAGUUCCCAAGAUUGGUCCUGAAGGCAGCAAAUCUGCUGCUGUGCAUCAAAUGCUGCUUGAAGCAUCCACUGGAAUAGAUCCAGACAGUUCGCCCUUAUCAGACGUUCCUCCUGAGCCUCUGCCAGCACCUUGUCCACGUAAACACAAACCACGCAAAGGACCACCUCCACAUGUUGUACUGAUGAAUGAGCUCAGAGAUUCUUUGUGGAACACUUACUCUGAUAAAGGUACACAGCGGGCUAGUGAUCUAAGUAGCCAUGGAAUCAUAUCUGCUAAUAAGAAGCAACUUUUGCGAUUUCGUAAUGAGAGGUUAAGCCGUGGGCAAAUAAAGUAUCUUACCUGGCUUGGUUUAAACUUAGCAAAGAGAGCAUCAAAAAAUUCUUAUCUGGAUUCGUUAGAAGGGAGUCAUAUAAUGAUGGAUCUUGGAAUGUUUGGGUUGAAGGGAAGUGCUCGUCCACCACCAAGCUGGUCUCUAGUUCUUGAUUCUCAGGGUAGUAGAAUAGAUACUGAUGCAGCUGUGAGGCCAAAAGUCAGCCAGAGUCAAACUACUCUGGAAGAUGGUAUUGCUCAGGAUCAUUUGCCUGGUGCUAAACUCAUGCAGCCUCCUCCAGCACACACUACUGCAUUAACUGUACCUCAUAUGUAUAGUACUAACACUUUGCCACCAGGACAUGUUUAUGCCACAACUUUCCUGGCUCCAGGGCAGCUUCAGACUGGUCAAGGACAGUUGCAUGUUCUUGCUCCCAUUCCAGGUGUACAAGAUGGAAGUGGCUCUCUAUCAUCAGCACAGGUUCAUACCCAAGCAGUUGUCAAUCAAGGAAGGAUGUAUGGUCAGACUGCAAUUCCUCCAGCCCAUGUCCCUAUCUCGACAGGUAUUCCACCAACAGCAGUAGUACAAACAAGUUCUCCCAUGGGGACAAGAAUUUUGAGUGUAGACCAUACAGGCAGAGUUCGAGAGACAUUAAGUCAAGGCAUACCUACAGCAUACAGUAGAUAUCCAUCGGCACCUAGACCUGACGGCUGGAACACUUCCAGGUCAAGCGGCCGUUCAUCACCGCCUCCGCCUCUUACAUUUAUGGGAGGAGGUGCUUUAAGCAGCAACUUAAAAGCCUCUAGAGUGAUGCCACCACCUCUUUCAUUCAUGGGAGCAGCUUCAGAGACUUCAACAAGACCAGUCAUGCAGUUGAGUUACUCACAGGCUAGUCCAAGGUCACUUCAUGCAGGGAAUUGGGCCCGAGCUUUAGACUUAAGUCAGCAGGGGUCUGCCUCUCAAAAUUAUAGUGUUAUUAACCAUACAAGACAGGUUACAGAUAAACGACCACCAAAUCUCUCAUAUGCUGCUCAAGGGCACAUUGUAGUGGAACAACAGCAGCAGCAGCAACAGCAGCGCCAGCAACACCAGCAGCAGCAACAGCAGCGCCAGCAGCAGCCAGUUAUAACGUAUAAUAACAAGAGUCAAAGUGGUUUGGAGCAGCAGCCAUCUCGAGCAGGAAAUGCUGUGCAAGCACACACAGUUCCUAAUCAACACCCAUAUAAUAUAACACACACAGUUCAGGCACAAAGGCCACCAGGUUUUCCUCAAUGCAGUCAAGAGCAGCGUAUUUUGAAUCACAGACAAAAUAGUUUGCUAGAAGAAGUGCACAGAAAAAUUACAGCUAAUCAGAAACAGCCUGACUUGCUACAGGCUGAACAAGGUUCUCCUACAUUGAGCAAGCAACCAUCAAGCCUUCCACAAAAUGAGCAAAUGCAUUCUGUAUUGAAAAAACAGGUGCCAAGCUGGCCACACAUUUCUAAUAGUCAGGUUGAGAUAAGCCAGCAGCCAUCAUCUGUUCUAAGUGCCACCCAAAGGUGUGCUGCAUUAAAUCAACUUCCACCAGGUAUAUUACACAGUUCACAAGUUCAAGUUAAAGUUAUAAUGGAGCAUCGACCACCAAGUUUGCCACGAAGUGUGACAGGAUCUACAGCCCCUAGCUUACAGUCUCCGGUCACAUCUCGGCCAGAAACAUCGGACUCUAAGAGCAGUAGUAGUCCUGCAGUUGCAGUGAUCCAUCAGCUGCCCAGCAUGUCACAAGUUGAAGAAGGACCUUCAACUUUGAACCCGCAGCCUUCAUAUUUGCAAAAUAGCACCCAAAGAUAUGCUGUAUUAAGCCACCAGCCACAGGGCCAAGUUAUAAUGGAGCAACGACCUCCAAGUUUGCCACAGAGUGUGCAAGGAUCCCCGGCUUCUAGCUUGCAGACUCCAGUAUCAUCACGCAAUGCCUCACCAGACUCUACUCGCAAUCAAAGUCCUGCAGUUUCAGAUUUUGGGUCAAGUGCUGAGGAGCCUGAGCCACACCAUCACCACGAGCCAC